Molecule: messenger RNA, 1122 nt
Organism: Lachancea lanzarotensis
Lineage: Eukaryota; Fungi; Ascomycota; Saccharomycetes; Saccharomycetales; Saccharomycetaceae
Gene: ERG6
Product: LALA0S20e00144g1_1
Exons: 1
Coding region: 1-1122 (373 amino acids)
Biological process (GO): ergosterol biosynthetic process
Cellular component (GO): endoplasmic reticulum
Molecular function (GO): sterol 24-C-methyltransferase activity
Source: RefSeq, a predicted model, not a curated record
AUGUCCGAGGAAUCAGCCCAGGAAUUGAGAAACAGACAGGCCAAGUUCACAUCUGAACUGCACGGUGAAGAAAUCGGUUCGAAAUCCGGUCUAAAAGCGCUGCUUUCCAAAAACAAGGCUGCUCAGCAACAAGCUGUGGCCAAGUAUUUGCGCCAUUGGGACGGCAAAACGGACGAAGAGGCCGAACAGCGUCGUCUGGAAGACUACAACGAAGCUACGCAUUCGUACUACAACGUGGUGACCGACUUUUACGAGUACGGUUGGGGCUCGUCUUUCCAUUUCAGCAGAUUCUAUGCGGGCGAGAGUUUCACGGCCAGUGUGGCACGUCACGAGCAUUUCUUGGCCUACAAAGCUGGGAUCAAGGCUGGAGACCUGGUUUUAGACGUCGGUUGCGGUGUUGGUGGACCUGCACGCGAAAUUGCGCGUUUCACUGGGGCUAACGUCAUCGGACUCAACAACAACGAUUACCAGAUCGCAAAGGCCAAAUACUACGCUAAAAAGGCUAACCUUGCCGGACAGCUGGAUUUUGUCAAGGGUGACUUCAUGAACAUCAACUUCGAGCCCGCCACAUUCGACAAGGUGUAUGCCAUCGAGGCCACAUGCCAUGCUCCCAAAUUGGAAGGUGUCUAUGGCGAAAUCUACAAGGUUUUGAAACCGGGUGGUGUUUUCGCCGUUUACGAAUGGGUUAUGACCGACAAAUACGACGAAAACAACCCAGAGCAUCGCAAGAUCGCUUACGAGAUCGAACUUGGUGAUGGUAUUCCUAAGAUGUUUCCUGCCGAGGUUGCCCGUAAGGCUCUCAAAACAGUUGGGUUUGAGAUCCUGCACGACGAGGAUUUGGCCGAUAACGAUGACCCUGUUCCAUGGUACUACCCAUUGACCGGUGAAUGGAAAUACGUUCAAACAGUAUCGGAUCUAGCCACGUUUUUCAGAACCUCUUAUCUUGGUCGGAUGUUCACCACCACGAUGGUGACGGUCAUGGAAAAGGUUGGAAUUGCGCCCAAGGGUUCCAGGGACGUGACUUUGGCGCUGGAAGAGGCCGCUGUGGGUUUAGUUGCGGGCGGAAGAAGUAAAUUGUUUACGCCUAUGAUGCUGUUCGUUGCUAAGAAGCCCGAAAAUUGA